This is a messenger RNA of Brassica napus (rape), 1504 nucleotides long. RefSeq names its product B3 domain-containing protein At5g18090-like. The transcript is spliced from 4 exons. The record is from RefSeq and is a predicted model, not a curated record. The coding region runs from base 615 to 1385 and encodes 256 amino acids. NCBI's taxonomy places the organism in Eukaryota, Viridiplantae, Streptophyta, Magnoliopsida, Brassicales, Brassicaceae. Gene Ontology annotation, molecular function: DNA binding.
AUAGGAAGAACGCUUUGAUGAGUGAGUUCACAUACCUUUGUUUUAUGUACAAAAACCGCUAUAAAGAGAAAUCUGCAGUAUCUUAAAAUCGACGGUAAAAAAGUUUGUCUGAACUAUAGAUUCUAUGCAGCUGAGUUGGUUUGGUAACGUGUAGCAAUUUGUGUAGAAAAAUAUCUGAAGAGAAGAGAGGAAUGUUUUUGCUGUUGUCCUUCUUAUUUUCUUGUUCUCAAAUACUCUAUAUUUUCUUUAAACAUGAUCCUAAUCAAUGUGGGUGUUGGUUGUAAAGGUUAGUAAUGCAAUGUGGUGGUCUCCUUAUAAUUAUUGUAGGUAAGGUAUUGAAAUUAAAUGAAAUUAAAUUUGUGAAACCAAAAGAAGAAACAAUAGAGCCUUUCAUCUUUUUGUAACAGAGCGAGACUCAGUUACUAAAAUAAGCAAAAAUGACUUUAUCCUUUUGCGUGUAUACAGAGUCUUAAUAAUUGUUUUCCACUUUCCUACAGAAAAAAAUAAGAAAGGUCAUUUAGGGCUCUCUUGAAGGUUUUCACCCCCAUAGAAACAGAGCACUAGAGAGAGGUUGUGAGACUGAAACAGUCAGAGAAGAGAACUGUCUUCGUGAGAUGGCUAGAAACAUAGCAUUUGGUAGGAUUCAAGAAGACAUGAACAAGACAAGCUUCUUCAAGAUUCUUGCAGAUGAAGAUCUUUCCUCUGAAUCCAUGAGGUUGAUUCCAAACGAGUUCUGGAGAAGAAGUGAAUGCAAGAAUCUCCCACCUAAGGUGACCUUGAAGGUGGCUUGGGGAAGUUCUUGGACAGUGAAUCUCUCACCAUUCAUGGGAUGUUACCUUAUGGAGAGAAAGGGAUGGGAGAAGUUUCUAAACGACAAUCACUUGGGAGACAACGAGUUUCUCACCUUCACAAACGAAGGAAACAAUUGCAUAACCGUUGACAUCUUCCAGAAGAAUUGCAUAGAGAUCCUCAAGCCACUAAACACUUCUUCCUCCAUUGUUAAGAAUGAAGAGAUGAGCUGUGUUGAUCCUGUAAUAGCUGAAUCCAAGAAGAAAGUGGAUAGUAAUGUCUAUGGAGCUUCUUCUUCUUCUUCCUCUGCUGCAACAUUCAGUCUCACCAUCAAGAAAUCACAUCUCACAGUGUUGUCCAUACCGGUAACUUUUGCAAAGGAGCACAUGCCAAAGGUGAGGACUAAGUUUGUCAUACAUGAUCCGAAGGGUAAGCCAUGGGAGGUGGUCUACGUUCCCAGUAAUGGAUCAAAGUUGUUUUCCAGCGGAUGGAGGUUUCUAACAAAUGGCUACGGUUUAGCUGUUGGAGAUUUGUGCACUUUCAGACUCGUUAGACCCAGAGAGAUGGUUCUUGAAGUUUUACAUGCCUCUUCAUGAAGUAGUUAGAACAAUGGAAGCUUUUAUUUCAUGCAAGUUAGUGUCACAUAGGAUGACUUCUGGAUCUUUAUGAUUAAAUGAAACUGAUGCUUUUUUUUAUCAAUAACUUUAUUAGCAAA